Messenger RNA from Paramuricea clavata, 2065 nucleotides. The record is from the annotation of a GenBank genome assembly. NCBI's taxonomy places the organism in Eukaryota, Metazoa, Cnidaria, Anthozoa, Malacalcyonacea, Plexauridae.
CAAUUGGCGAACAGAAUACUAUUGUUAAGCAACGACCAACUCCGAAAUUAACAAUAACAUCGAAGGGGAGAGCAUUUCAGGAGAGUUGGUAUGCGAAGAAGGAUUGGCUUUGUGGCAGCUCUGCUUUAAAGAAAUUGUUUUGCUGGCCUUGUCUCUUGUUUUGCCCUGGAAAGUCGCCAACGUGGACGAAGUCUGGCUAUAACGACAUGCAUGGCUUCCUCUCUGAUUUCAAAAAGCAUGAAAGGUCAAAUUCACACAUGGGUGCUUUCAAGACCUGGAAGAUGUAUGGAGCUGGUGUGCGAGUGGAUUCACUUAUCUCCCAAGCGAGACGAGAUGAAAUUCAACGGCACAAUGAAGAGGUAAGGCAAAACAGAGAGAUUUUAAAAACUAUCACUGAAGCUGUAUUGUAUUUGUCUAGACAAGAGUCGGCGUUUAGAGGCCAUGAUGAAUCUGAAGACAGCUUGAGUAGAGGUAACUACAGGGAAUUACUUGAGUCUUUUGCCAAGUUUGAUUCUGUAUUUGAACGUCGAUUGCAUGGCAGACUAGCUGAAUCUGAAAGGGGUGGGGUUGGGGGUGGACGUUUUACUGGGGUUUCUCCUGAAAUACAAAAUGAUUUAAUUAAUUGUCUUGAUUCAAUUAUUGAAGAUGAAAUUUUUAAGGAGAUCAAUGAUUGUACCUUCAUGAGUGUGCAGGUUGAUGAGACCUCUGAUGUUUCCACCAAAGAACAGGUAAGUAUGAUUGCCCGUUUAGAUAAAGGUAGUGAGAUUGUUGAAAGACAAUUGGGAUUUGUGGAUGUCAGUUCAAAUAGGAAUGCUGCUGCUAUAACCCAGGUAAUUAAAGAUAAACUUAGCCAACAUUCUGGAAUCAAGGACAAACUAAUCAUGCAAACAUACGAUGGUGCUGCUGUUAUGUCUGGUCAUAUAAAUGGUGUCCAGGUUCAAGUACGUCAAGAGUAUCCUUUUGCACAUUUUGUUCAUUGUGCUGCUCACAGAUUAAAUCUUGUUUUGUGUCAGUCUGCCUCAUCUAUUUCUCCUAUCAAAAUUUUCUUUGUUAAUGUAGGUGCCUUUUCUACUUUUAUUAACAAUGCCCUUAAAAGAAAAGCAUUUCUCACUUCCCAUAAAAUUGAGUUGCCCAACCCUGGUGAUACUAGAUGGUACUAUCGAGCACGUGUCAUCAAUGUGUUGCACAAAAAUUAUGAGAACCUUUUAGAAAUUUUUGAAGGAGUGGUUGACCAACCUGUUGGCUGGGAUGAUGAAACAUUGGAUAAGGUAUUAAUAGUUUCUUGUUUUGCUUUUCGGUAUGUGUUUUUUAUAAGAUUUUAGGGCAAUCAUCGAUUCUGUAUUCAGUUCUCCAAGGCAGACAAACAGAUUUUAAUUAUGGUAUGACCAAAAUUGAACGUUUCAAGAGUUUUGUUUCUUCUCUCCGCUCCGAUGAAGCUUUUGAUGAAUUCUACCAAGAAGCUGUAGACAAAGUAGGACCACCAAUAAGCAGGGCUGACACAAAACAUAAUUACAAGCAACUUUAUUUUGAGAUUCUUGAUUCCAUUGUAGGUAUGUUAAAUGAGCGUUUUCAGGAUAUGGAACGAUUUGGAUUUCUAGAUCUUGUCAAUCCUAAGGUAUUUGCAACUUGGGGUGGAGUGGUGCCACCUGAGAGAAUUAACCUUCUCAAACAAACGUAUGGUCCCCUAUUUGAUGUACCGAUGCUUGAGAACCAACUUUCUUUUAUUUACAGGGAUAAGGACUUCCAUAAAGAAACUAGUGAUGAAUUACUAAAAUAUAUAUUUAAGUUUAAUCUUCAAUCUAGCACACCAGAAGCUGUCAAGUUGCUGAAAAUGAAUGGUGUUUUGUCAAUUGCAAGUGCUUCAGUUGAAAGGUCAUUUUCUUGCUUGAAAAGGGUUAAAGGUUAUUUGAGAAACACAAUGGGUCAAGGGCGACUCAGUUCUCUUUGUAGGAUCUCAAUCCACAAAGAUAUUGUUAAACUUAAGGAAGAUGACAAUGUGUUGCAUGAGGAAGUAAUCAAAAAGUUUGUUGAAAAACCUAGACUACUUGCCUUCCUUUAUAAAUGA